Aedes albopictus (Asian tiger mosquito) is the source of this 2887-nucleotide messenger RNA. It is a transcript of the gene Cbp80, whose product is annotated as nuclear cap-binding protein subunit 1. Gene Ontology annotation, molecular function: RNA cap binding; protein binding; mRNA binding. Gene Ontology annotation, biological process: nuclear-transcribed mRNA catabolic process, nonsense-mediated decay; mRNA export from nucleus. NCBI's taxonomy places the organism in Eukaryota, Metazoa, Arthropoda, Insecta, Diptera, Culicidae. Gene Ontology annotation, cellular component: nucleus; nuclear cap binding complex. The record is from RefSeq and is a predicted model, not a curated record. The transcript is spliced from 7 exons. The coding region runs from base 162 to 2606 and encodes 814 amino acids.
GCCGUCGGCCUGCAGUUUUCGUCGGUGAGCGUCGCAAAAAGUUUCUUGAUUCGGUCUGUCGCUGUCGUAAACUUUUCGCGUUUUUCGGUAGAAAAUAGUGUCCUAAUCCGUUUAAUUUAAUCGGUUCGUGUUCGGGAAGUGCCACACGUUGAUUUAAAACUAUGAACCGGCGCCGUGCUUACGAGGAUGAUGGCGAUUUUUACGGUGAACGGACCCGGAAACGUCGCCGGGUGUCGGAGAACCAGGAGAUGGAAGAGCGUUUGGAGACGCUGAUUUUGAGAGUCGGUGAGAACAGCUCCUCUUCGCUGGAGUCCAAUUUGGAGGGAUUGGUUUCAGUUUUGGAAUCGGAUUUGGGAAACUUUCGGAGCAAGAUUUUGAGGAUCCUGUCGGAGUGUCCGAUCAAGAUGCCGGAGAAGUGUACCAUUUAUUCGACAAUGGUUGGGCUGAUGAAUGCCAAGAACUAUAACUUUGGCGGCGAGUUCGUUGACCAUAUGGUGAAAACGUUCAAGGAGAGCUUGAAGCAAUGCCGAUGGGAUGCGGCUCGCUAUGCGUUGAGAUUUCUUUCGGAUUUGGUGAAUUGCCACGUUAUCUCGACGAAUUCGCUGCUCCAAUUGUUGGAUAACAUGGUGGAUGCGGCCAAUGAAGAUUCGGUUCCACAAGUUCGUCGAGAUUGGUACGUUUUUGCAGUACUCUCUACUCUGCCAUGGGUUGGAAGAGAAUUGUACGAAAAGAAGGAAUCGGCUUUGGAGAACCUGUUGGUGAGAAUUGAAGUGUUCCUGAACAAGAGAACGAAGAAACAUCACAAUUCUUUGCGAGUGUGGUCCGUUGAUGCUCCGCAUCCCCAGGAAGAAUAUUUGGACUGCCUUUGGGCCCAGAUCCGGAAGCUACGCCAAGAUAACUGGGCUGAGAAGCACAUCCCCAGGCCUUAUCUCGCAUUCGAUUCGGUACUGUGCGAAGCUCUUCAGCACAAUUUGCCGCUGAUCCAUCCACCACCGCAUCAGGAUUCAUUCGAAUAUCCAAUGCCGUGGGUCGUCUAUCGUAUGUUCGACUACACCGAUUGUCCGGCUGGACCCAUCCUCCCGGGAGCGCAUUCAAUCGAAAGAUUUCUCAUUGAGGAGCAUUUGCAUUCGAUCAUCGAAUCCCACCACUGGGAACGCAAAGAUUGUGCGGCCAAUCUGCUGAACCUUUCCUACAAGGACAAAAUCCCCUUGGAGUACUGCAUUGUCGAGGUUAUUUUCGCAGAAUUGUUCAAAAUGCCCACCCCUCGUUAUUUGGACAUUUGUUACGGAUCCAUUUUAAUCGAACUGUGCAAGCUACAACCGUCAAAGAUGCCGCAGGUACUUGCUCAGGCCACGGAAAUCCUGUUCAUGAGAAUCGAUUCGAUGAAUACGAGCUGUUUCGAUCGGUUCGCCAACUGGUUCUCGUACCAUCUGAGCAACUUCCAGUUCCGUUGGAGCUGGGACGAUUGGGAUAGCUGUUUGCUGCUGGAACCGGAGCAUCCGAGACCGAAGUUUAUCGAGGAGGUGCUGCUGAAGUGCUUGAGGUUGUCGUAUCACGAUCGCUUCAAGGAGAUGAUGCCGGAGACUUACUCCAAGCUCCUCCCGAAGCCACCGAUGCCGACUUACAAGUACACGAUGGACGGUGCCGCAUCGCUACCAGGAACUGCAACCGCCCACAAGUUGGUGGUCGCCAUCCGCCAGAAGUGCACUCCGGAAGAUGUGCUCAACGAGCUGAAGGAUUUGCCCAACCCUCGGGAGACCUCCGAGAACGAUAUGGUCGAGUCGACUUUUAACCCACUGAAGAUCGACGUAUUUGUGCAGACACUGCUGAAUCUGGGAUCGAAGAGCUUCUCCCAUACGUUUGCCGCUAUCUCUAAGUUCCAUCUCGUGUUCAAGUCACUGGCCGAAACAGAGGAAGCUCAGAUCUGCAUUCUGCACAACGUGUUCGAACUGUGGGUCAAUCACCAACAGAUGAUGGUGGUGAUUAUCGAUAAGCUGCUGAAGACUCAGAUCGUCGAAUGUUCGGCCGUCGCCACGUGGGUCUUCUCGAAGGAAAUGGUCGGCGAGUUCACCAAGAUGUACCUGUGGGAGAUUCUACACUUGACGAUCAAAAAGAUGAACCAACAUGUCACCAAAUUGAGCAAAGAAUUGAGCGAUGCCAAAGAACGUUUGGAUCGCAACGCUGAAUCUUCAUCGAGCGAAUCGGAGGAGGAGACGGCCGCGGCCGGAGCGGACGCUGCCGCCACGCCGCAGCGUCGCCGAAAGAAGCCGAUCGGUGACAAUUCUGACAAACCCACGGAGGAGCAGGUGGAACGAAUGGAGGAAAAGUUGGAGGCCGCUUACGUCGACCAGAAGCGACUGUUUUUGAUCAUUUUCCAGCGAUUCAUUAUGAUCUUGUCCGAACAUCUGGUCAAGUGCGACACCGAUGGAAGGGACUAUGAUACCGAUUGGUAUCGUUGGACGGUUGGAAGACUGCAGCAGGUGUUCAUGAUGCACCAUGAACAAGUUAAGAAAUACAGUAGUACAUUGGAGAGUCUCCUGUUCACAUCCGAUAUCGAUCCUCAUAUACUGGAUGUGUUCCAUCAGUUCACGGCACUUAGAUCGUAAGAUGUCCAGACAUAGGCUAAGUCCUUAUUAUAAUUACUAGAUCUAUCCCCAUUUAACCAGGUAAGUGAAAGUAAUAUAACAGUUAAAACAAGUGAAAGAUUGGAAUAUUGUGCAGAAACAUCGUGUCUGACAGCUUUGACUUUAGGAUUUGAAUUAUGACAAGUUGCUAUUGGUAUGUAAGAAGGGACAAGAAGAUGUUAAGACAUUUUGAACAAAGGUUGAUAGGAAGUUAUGUCAAUGCACUUUUUAAACCAAUAUGAACAAUCUUUAGUUGAACUGUA